Messenger RNA from Tripterygium wilfordii, 3463 nucleotides. Its product is annotated as zinc finger BED domain-containing protein DAYSLEEPER-like. The coding region runs from base 265 to 3264 and encodes 999 amino acids. Gene Ontology annotation, molecular function: DNA binding; protein dimerization activity. The transcript is spliced from 2 exons. The record is from RefSeq and is a predicted model, not a curated record. NCBI's taxonomy places the organism in Eukaryota, Viridiplantae, Streptophyta, Magnoliopsida, Celastrales, Celastraceae.
CCAGGUCCAAUUAGGGUUUUCUAAAUCCUUUCUGUUGUUCCGUUCGCAAAAGCUCAGAACUUGAGGUUCUGAACCUUCAAGGAAAAAAAAUUAGAAAAGCUCAAGCCCAUUAACUUCGUCGUCUACCUCCAAUUCUCACUGUCGAAAAUUUCAAAUUAUUAUUAAAUAUUUAGGUUUUGAGGCGCGAAACUGAAGAUUUACGUUUGCUUCUGCCGACGGAAACUCUUUCUAUAGAUCUUCGAGUCUCGAGGAGUUCGUACUUACAUGGAGAUUGACACUCCCGCCACCCCUUUUACUCCUGUCACGCUUGGUGAGAACAAUGAAAUAGCCAGUUCGGAUACUCGGCCUAACAAACGUAGGAGAAAGAAGUCUAUUGUCUGGGAGCACUUCACUGUGGAAACUGUUGGAGCUGGUGUUACUAGGGCUUGUUGUAAUCAGUGCAAGAAGUCAUUUGCUUACAUUACUGGUUCAAAGCUAGCAGGAACCAGCCAUCUCAAGCGACAUAUUGCCUUGGGAAUCUGCCCUGUUAGCCGUCAGAGAAAUCAACUGGCAACAUAUACACCUGGUUCUAAAACUGGAAGUGGUACUGAUCCACCUAAAAGACGGUACAGAGCAAGCUCUGCAUUUACCGGUAUCUCUUUUGAUCAGGAGCAGUGCAGCCAAGAGCUUGCUAAGAUGAUCAUAAUGGAAGAGCUUCCGCUUCAGAUUGUGGAACACUCAGCAUUUACUGAUUUUGUUCGGACUCUUCAACCUCAUUUCAAUAUGGUGAGCUUCAACACUAUUCAAGGUGAUUGUGUGUCCAUAUAUCUUAGCGAGAAGCAAAGCCUCUUGAACCUUAUUGGUGGAAUACCUGGACGUGUCAACCUUACAUUAGAUUUGUGGACCUCGAAUUCAACUAUGGGCUACGUUUUUGUAACUGGACACUUCAUUGAUGAUGACUGGAAUUUGCAUCGGCGGCUGCUUAAUGUUAUAAUGGUACCUACGCCUGAGUCCGAUUAUGCUUUCAAUCAGGCUGUUGUUGCUUGCUUAUCGGAUUGGCAUUUGGGGAGCAAACUCUUUACCCUCACUCUUGAUCAAUCAUUCUCAAAUGAAAUCACUGUUAGAAAUCUUAGAGGGAUCCUCUCUGUCAAGAACCCAUUGAUACUUAAUGGUCAAUUACUAAAUGGACAUUGUUAUGCUCGUGUAAUCAGCCGCCUUGUUGUGGAUGCUAUUGGGUUCAUGGGGGAAAUUGUGGGAAGGAUUCGUGAAAGUGUGAAAUAUGUGAAAACAUCAGAAUCUCAAGAAGAGAGGUUUAUGCAGCUGAAGCAACAACUUCAAAUCCCUAGCACGAGAGAGCUUAUAAUUGAUGACCAGAAGAAAUGGAACACGACUUAUCAUAUGCUGAUAGCUGCAUGUGAGUUGAAACAAGUAUUUGAUUGCUUUGAUACAUCUGAUCCUGAUUACAAGAUAAAUAUAUCUACUGAAGAUUGGACGCAAGUAGAAAUUCUCUGCACCUACUUGAAGCUUUUCUUUGAUGCAGCUAGCAUUUUAACUGGCCCAACAAAUCCCCCUGCCAAUAUGUUCUACCAUGAAGUGUCAAAACUCCACCUAGAGCUGACCCAUGCAGCCAUGAGUACAGAUACUGUCGUCAGCAACUGGACAAGACCUUUGAGAGAAAAACUUGAUAAAUAUUGGAGGGAACACUUCCUAGUUUUUGCGAUUGCUGUAGUUAUGGACCCAAGAUUCAAAAUGAGGUUCAUUGAGUUCAGUUUCCCUAAGAUCUUUGGAGUUGAAGAUGCUGAUAUGUGGAUCAAGCAUGUUGAUGAUGGUUUACAUGAAAUUUUUUUUGAUUACUUUGCACCAAUGCUUUCUCUACCCGCAUCCUUCGAGGAAGGGAAUGAUGUCAUUCUCAAAACGGAAGCAUCUGACAAUGGACCCCAUCAACAUGGAGCCCCUUUAGUUCCAGCUGGAGAUGGAGUUGUUAUGCAUGAAUCUGCUCAAGGAAUAAUCCCUACUGAUGGAGGAAUCCCUGCAGAAGGGGGCCCUCAGGAAGUAGCCCUUCUAGAAGGAGAGCCUCGAGAUGGAGCCUCUCUAGAAGGAAACUAUGAAUAUGCCACCCCUCUAGAAGGAAAUUCCCAUGUUGAUGACACCUCACUAGGAGGAAACCUUCUUCAAGAUGAUGCCACUGUAGGAGGGAACCCUCAAGACAGAGAUGAAGUAGCCCUUGUAGAAGGAGAGCCUCGAGAUGGAGCCUCUCUAGAAGGAAACUAUGAAUAUGCCACCCCUGUGGAAGGAAAUUCCCAUCAUGAUGACACCUCACUGGGAGGAAACCUUCUUCAAGAUGAUGCCACUGUAGGAGGGAACCCUCAAGACGGAGCCCCUGUGGAAGGAAGCCUGCAUGAUGGAGCUCCCAUUGAAUCAAAACCUCAAGAUGGUGCCCCUGUGGAAGCAAAACCUCAAGAUGUAGCCCCUCUGGAUGGAGAUACGCAAGAUGAGACCAAUUUGAAUGAAAACACUCAUGAUGGAGCUGUUGUGGGAGGAUAUAGUCAAGAUGGAGCCACUGUGCUAGGAGAUACUCAAGAUGAAGUCCCAAUAGAGGAGGGAAACACUCAAGAUGUAGCCACAACAGAGGGAAACCCUCAAGAUGGGAUCCAUCUUGAAGGAAAUACACGAGAUGGAGACCCUCUAGAAGGAAUACCGCAAGAUGUGCCCCUGCCAGAAGGAACUGUACAAAAUGGAGCCCCUUUAGAUGGAAACACUUAUGAUGGAAACCCUCAAGUACCAGGUGUACCCUCCCUGGAAGAUUUUUCAAUGGAAAUUGAUGCACCAGAAUUACACCAUCAGGAAGUAAACCCUGCAGAAGUAGCUCCUCAAGAUAUGCAUAUGCUUACUAUUGGGGAUGGGCUUUCAGAUUUUGAGGUUUAUAUCUCCGAAAUUACGAGUAGCCAACAGAUGAAGUCAGAAUUGGAUCAGUAUCUAGAAGAAUCUGUUUUGCCUCGAGUGCAAGAGUUUGACAUACUGGGUUGGUGGAAACUAAAUAAAUUGAAGUAUCCCACUCUCUCUAGGAUGGCUUCUGAAAUUUUGUCGAUACCAUUAUCAACUGUUGCUCCUGAUUCUGUAUUCGACACUGAAAGCAAGACGAUGGACAGCUAUCGGAGUUCAUUGCGUCCUGUGAUCCUCGAAGCCCUUAUCUGUGCCAAGGACUGGCUCCAACAUGCGUCAUCAUCAUCAUCACCUUCUACAUUUGCAGAGAUUUCCAAUGCAAUCGUUAAGAUGGAAUUUUAGGUCUCAUUUCUGAUUUCAUAUAUGUUUUGCAUCAUAGAUUUAUCUUUACCUAUCCUUUUACGUUCAUUCUCUUUAAUUAACUUCUGAACGUUUUUUUUCUGGUAGUACUGUAUUAGACAUUGCUGAUAUGCAGUGAAAUGUUAUUGACCUCUUGAUUUUCUGAUGGAUUAUUUCAUAUUAUUACUCUCCAUUUCUUUUC